UUUUCUUUAACGUAUUACUUUAUAUUAUUACUUAGAAUAAAUCUACCGGUCUUCUGAUGUUAAAUGAUAUAUUUUGUACUAAAGUGUAAUUUACUGUUAUGUAUUAACUAUUUUAUUCCGUAUAACUUAUAUUAUUUUGAAUAAAACAUCAUGAAAACAACUGUUUUAUUCGUCUUCUAUGCCAGUUGUUUUUUCCUACCAACCUGUCUUUCUAUCAAUAGCUAUUUAUCAGAUAGAGACAAAGAACAACUAAAAAAUAUUCUAACAUCUGGAUUAGACUCUUCAAAUGUAUCUGAUAUUUACUAUGCUGUAUCCGGUUUAAAACAACUAGGCUACUCAAUACCUAAUGUUGAGAUUUUGUGUAAGAAAUUGUCAGAUUCAGUCCUUAAAAACAAAGCAUUUGAUAUUUUAUACUUCUCUACAAGCACUUGGAAAUUACUUGAAAAAUGUUCUGGAAGGUUACAAGUUGAUGAAUCGGUUCAAAGUAUUCAUGCCAUGCUGGAAAAAAAAGAUAUUCGAGAUGUUCGAAUGUCAGAUUUGUAUUUUGGUGUUGAUUCUUUAAAUAACCUAAAUUUAAAACCAAAGGACACUACCAAACUAAUUAAUAUAAUUAAAAGAAAAAUGAAACCAGAUGACACUAUAACUGAUUUUGGUUACUCAAUUAACCUACUAGCCAGUCUAGGACCUGAUGGUCGUUUUGCUUAUAAUCGUUUAACUGAUGCAAUCAUGCAAGUUGAUCAAGUAGAUAAAAAAUUUUUGCAAUUUGAAGGAGGUCUAUCUGUAACUGCUCUCGUUUUGAUUGGAAUAUACAAGUUUUGUGAUGCUGUUAAGUGUGAUCCAACAUUUCCUUUACAAAAUGACCAAGUUUUAAUGUUCAGUAAUUAUUUCCUAUCACGAAAGUCUGUACAAACUCUCAAAGGAGCUCAUUAUUUAUUAACAGCCUUAAAAACUUUAUCAAGUAAUAAUUAUCAUUUACCCAUUGCCACUACACUUGUUAAACCUAUGGGAGGACUUGAUGAUACUCAAAAAAUCUUGUCAGUACGAUUUACCAAUCUUCUUGGUGAACCUCUUCCAACAACUCUCUCAGUUGGCGUAGAAUCAGCAAUGCUUAAUAAUAAAGUUGUUAUGUCAAAAAAUAAAUUCAGAAGUACUACUGACAAAACUAUUUAUGAGUUAAACUUCAAUGAACCGGACCUUUCCACUGGAAUUUACAAUUUAGUGAUAAGUGCAAGCCCUGUACAACCUAUCAAGGUACCUCUAAUUGGUCAUACAGCUAUUCCACUUGAAGUAAAAGUAGCAGCUCCAACAUUAGAUAUUGUUGAUUUUAAAGUUGGUACAACAGAUAAUGACCAACAAACUGGACCAACAUUUCAGAACUUGAAAUAUAACGAAAAGUUAAGUACUCCACUCAAAGCUGAUAAUAUGCAAAGAAUUAUUAUACGUUUCUCAGUAAAAGACCCCAUAACUAAAAAGAAUACUCAAGUGCAUCAGGCUUUUAUUAGGUUUACUAAUUUAAAAACUGGAUCUCAAAAUGUAUUUGUUGCAGAAUUAGACUCUCAAAACAACUAUAAACUUGAUAUGGACAUAGGUGUUAAAUCUACAUCUUUCAAACAUUCUUCUGGCCUGUAUACAAUGGAUUUGAUUAUUGGAGAUACAUUAUUAAAAAAUCCUGUUAUAUGGAAAUUCAGUGAUAUAAAAUUAAAAUUUUCAGAUACUGAAACUAAAAUUGUUAAUUCAUUUGAAGAUUUUUAUAAACCCAAAAAACUUAUUUCUCAUACUUUUAGAGAACCAGAAACUAGACCUCCUCAUAUUGUAUCUCUCUUAUUUACAGCUCUAUCACUCACACCUUUAUUGAUCUUAUUUGUUUUGUGGACAAAAUUGGGUGUUAACAUAAAGAAUUUCCCUUUUAGUUUAAGUGCUUUAGGAUUCCAUACAGGAUUAGGCGGCAUAUUCUCUCUAUUUGUCUUAUUUUGGCUAAAACUGAAUAUGUUUGUUACUCUCAAGUAUCUACUUAUUUUAGGAUUAGCCACAUUUUUGUUUGGAAACAGAUUAUUAUCUCACAUUGCCCGUAGAAGAAGCAAACAAAUUUAAGUCAUCUAACCCAGUGAUUAUUUUUUUUUAAAGAAAAAUUGAUGAAUAAUUUAUAUCUUAUUGAAACACUUCAUUCCAUUGUGUUCACUACUUAAUUAACAUUUUAUUGUAAGAUUUUGCACAAUACUUCAGGUUAUUUUUUCUGAAUAACUAUUUGAAUACAAUGUGCAUAUCAGUGAUAUACAAAAAUAAUAUUCAAUUUUAAAUAUUAGUAUAUAAAUAUACAAAUAAAUCUUUUUAUACCUUUAUUUCUGAACAAACUAGAUUUUUCGAAGAAAAAAUGUGUUAUAUUUAUUGGUUACAUUAUUUAUGAUUAAUAAAAUACUUGGUGCAUCCAAUUAAUGUAUAAAUUUCUUUAAUUAUAAGUGAGGAGCAAAAAAUUAGUACAAAAAUCCCAGUAUAUUGGUUCAGAGUCACAAGAUCAGGUAACCCUCAAAGAAUUUUUUGGGUUAUCUUGGUAGUAAUAAAUCAUUAGUUUUGAUUACCAAAAAAACAUGUAAAAUUGUCAUUGCGCUUUUUAUAAUAAAAUUUUCAUCACAAAAUUA
Molecule: messenger RNA, 2636 nt
Organism: Daktulosphaira vitifoliae (grape phylloxera)
Lineage: Eukaryota; Metazoa; Arthropoda; Insecta; Hemiptera; Phylloxeridae
Gene: OstDelta
Product: dolichyl-diphosphooligosaccharide--protein glycosyltransferase subunit 2
Exons: 13
Coding region: 151-2091 (646 amino acids)
Biological process (GO): protein N-linked glycosylation
Cellular component (GO): membrane; oligosaccharyltransferase complex
Source: RefSeq, a predicted model, not a curated record